This is a messenger RNA of Aplosporella prunicola CBS 121167, 1379 nucleotides long. RefSeq lists its product as uncharacterized. The record is from RefSeq and is a predicted model, not a curated record. Bases 182 to 985 code for a protein of 267 amino acids. Lineage: Eukaryota; Fungi; Ascomycota; Dothideomycetes; Botryosphaeriales; Aplosporellaceae. The transcript is spliced from 3 exons.
CGCAGCACUGCCAUCUAUGCUUCGCAUCCCUCAGCUUGCACCAGAAGGCUCAGUGCUGGCUGUUUUAGAGGCAACCACAGACAGUGCGUCGACAAGCAAGCAGGUUUCAGAGCCUCGCACAGGCUAGGCUGAGUAGGCUCACAGAAGUUUGACGUCAACUCAACACGAUAUCUUUUCCAGCAUGUCGAGCAAAAAUUGGGCCAGCGCACUAGGUCCGGUCAAUGCAGUCGCCAAGUUCCGUUGGGCUACGAAACGCGAGAGAUCAUACAAAAGUAAAGAAGAAGAAGAAGAAGACGAUGGCGAUGAUUUAGAAGAUGAGGAUGAUACUGGGAGAGGACUCGAUCGGGAACGAAGGAAAGGAGUGACCGCAAGGCCCAUGCCGCUAGGCCCAGCUCCGUCCCUACCACGCCUUGGGGAGUACCAAAGUACCCCAAACAGGUAUUCAUUUGCAACUACUUCGUCCGGGCGGCGGGAUUCGUUUGCGCUCGAAGAGCGAUCACCAUUCAACCAAAGUCCAAUGCAAAGAACCGGAAACACGCAUCCGGUUAACGACCAAUAUCGCCACGGCAAUCCAACAGAAAAUCGAGUACCAGGCCUUGAACUUCAUUACCUUUCAACUGGCGCUCAACAAGCCUCUGCAAUCUAUUCUAACCCCUUUUACCAACCUGCAAGCCACUGGGACUCACUCACUAAUUUACCCGGACCGCAUUCCCCCCAACCAAAUUUGGGUCAUCAUAGUCAGCAACCUCCCAUGCAUAGCGGAUUUCAAAACAACAAUUAUCCUUCCACAAACCCGUUUUACCGUUCACAAACAGAUAUCGAGUAUAACCACAAUUUAACGGCAGUAGCAACAACAUCGGAUAAUGUCAAUGUUGCGACACGUCAGGCUUCAGUACGUUGUGAACAUGGUUACAUAAAGUACACCACCCAGACGGAUUGCCCAUAUGGGUGUACGCCGCUUAACCCAUUCCGAGGUAUUCGUUGACUUGUAUUUGAACAGGUCAUUUCUCAAGACUGUACUGUCAUUCUUCCGACAUAUUCGUGAAGUUACGGCUUAAUGUCCACGGGAGAGGAGAUUGCACUACGUGUGCUGUUCUAGAGGUUCUAGGUUUGCGUAACACUUGGGGUUGAAUUUUAUUCUGCCCAAUACGGCACGAUUUUUUCGAGGUCGAAACGUUCUUCUAAGUCACGAACAUCAUGAUACCAUCAAAAGACGGCGUUGAUUGCUUAAGGUUCUUUGUUUUGCGCUGGGUUGCGUCUUCCAAGCCUCUUGUAUAGGCAGUACCUAUUUCGUUGCUGUAUAGAGAGGCAGCAUUUUGAGGAGGCGUAAAGCUAGCUUGUUAUAUAUCAAACAUCAAAACAUCUCUGUCACAUACGAC